AACAUCCAUUCACCCCACCCUCUCGCUCACGCGCACACACGCCCGCGCGCAUUAAACUCUGAGAUGCCCAUCCCGUCCCGUGCACCAGUGCCUGCAGUCGCAGGAGCUAGCUAGUUGAGAUUUCGCCGCAGCAAUGGGGAUCUGCUGCAGCAGGGAAGGAGGGGGGAAGGAGCUCGAGGAGACGGAGGGUUGGUUCCCGUGGAAGCACGACGACUUCUUGCAGGAGCAGCUCGCCGGCGCCGCCGGCGUGUCCAUGCACACCAAGCAAGGGUGGAAGGGCGUCAACCAGGACGCCAUGGCCGCCUGCCAGGACUUCGCCGGGCACAAGGGCCAGAUCUUCUGUGGGGUCUUCGACGGGCACGGCCCCCUCGGCCGGGACGUCGCUCGGCAUGUCCGGGACUCCCUUCCGAAGAAGCUGUCUGCCUCAAUGGCACCUAGAGCUGAAGACGAUGCCCCCUCCAGCAACGCAGACGUGGAUUCGUUUGACAAGUCGGAUUGCACCUCGUCCAGCGACACCAGCGAUGAGCACCAGCUGCUGUCCUCGUGGAAGAGCUUGAUCGUGAAGGCGUUCGAGGACGUCGACGAGGAGCUGAGGCAGCAUUCCGGGAUCGACUGCAUUUGCAGUGGCACCACUGCUGUCACCGUCGUUAGGCAGGGUGAUCACUUGAUCAUUGCCAAUUUAGGCGAUUCGCGCGCUGUUCUCUGUGCCCGCGAUGGCAAGAACCGUCCGGUUUCGGUGCAAAUCACUACCGACUUGAAACCAGAUCUUCCUGGUGAGGCUGAGAGGAUCCUGAGUUGCAAGGGGAGAAUCUUCGCCAUGGACGAUGAGCCCGACGUGCCGAGGCUGUGGUUGCCGGACCAGGACGCGCCGGGCCUCGCCAUGGCGAGGGCUUUUGGAGACUUCUGCCUCAAGAACCAUGGGCUCAUCUGCACACCCGAAGUGUACUACAGGAAGCUGUCUGAAAGGGAUGACUUCUUGGUGCUUGCCACGGAUGGGAUUUGGGACGUGCUAUCCAACAAGGAGGUGGUUAAGAUUGUCUCGUCGGCCUCCGACCGCUCAAAGGCGGCAAAGCAGCUCGUGGACCGGGCGGUUCGCGCGUGGCGCCGCAAGUUCCCGACGUCGAUGGUCGAUGAUUGCGCCGCCGUCUGCCUCUUCCUGAAGCCAGCAGCCAUUUCAUGUGAGGAAGACAGCACGACCAAGCCGCCUCAGGCACCCGUGCUGUCGUUCACCGGGAGUUUCCGCAAGGCUCUGAGCGGCGGCGGUGAGGCGGAGGAGGGGACGGCGGUGUGGAGGGCGCUGGAGGGGGUGGCUCGGGUGAACUCGGUGAUCCGGCUUCCCAGGAUGCUGAGCCGGCGGUGGCGGUCGGCGUCCAUGGAUGAGAACAACGACCACGAAUCAUCCAAGGUUGAUUGACUGAUCGAUUCAUGCUCAUGCAUUGCCAAACUUAAAAGGAUAAUGUUUCAGAACUUGAUUGAUAGUUUCAUACAUCGUGUUCGCGCAUUCAGGCUGUUCAGAUUGAACAUUAAUUCGGUUGGCAUGUACGUACGUACGCUUGUUGGGUUUGGUGCGUGUUGUGGUACCGAUUAGACAAGAGACAUGACCCAAGUUUGUAAUGGAUUCAGCAUUUUAUAACUCAAAAAAUGAAUUGGCGCCA
Molecule: messenger RNA, 1655 nt
Organism: Hordeum vulgare subsp. vulgare (domesticated barley)
Lineage: Eukaryota; Viridiplantae; Streptophyta; Magnoliopsida; Poales; Poaceae
Product: probable protein phosphatase 2C 73
Exons: 5
Coding region: 134-1414 (426 amino acids)
Biological process (GO): protein dephosphorylation
Molecular function (GO): protein serine/threonine phosphatase activity
Source: RefSeq, a predicted model, not a curated record